UCCUGACAUGAUAGUGUCAGACAACGGACCUACUUUUACCAGUGAGGAAUUCCAGACUUUCCUCACCAGAAAUGCAAUCGUUCACAGGACAACCGCUCCAUACAUGCCGUCUUCCAACGGGCUGGCUGAGAGAGCGGUGCGAGAGCUGAAGAUUCGGCUCAACAAGAUGUCAGCUGAUCAAGUAAGUGAUCGUAUCUCAAAAUGGCUGUUUUUCUACAGAACCACCCGGCAUGCUACGACCGGUGAAACGCCUUCACGGCUCCUGCUGGGCUACCAGCCGGUGACGAGAUUUGACCGCCUGAAGCCCAGUCUGGAGCGCAACGUCAGGACGAAGCAGUUCACCCAAGUUCAGCAGCACAAGAAGCGUCACCCUACCAGCCGGCCAACGCUGUCUCCAGGAGAUAUGGUGCUCGCUCGCUACUACCGUCAGGCCGAUGUCGUGGAUCCCUGGAGCCGAGCGACAGCCAUCCGGACUCGCCGCGCCCUGGUGUGGGAGCGCGCUCUGGCUCCGCCGGCGGCUCGCAUGCCGCUACGCCGCUGGACACUGCCCUGGCCUCGCCAGGAGGAGGCGCAGAGGCGGUGCGGCCUGCGUCCCCUGUCGACGUCGACGAGCCGGGGGACUCUGUUCGGCCGCCCGAGGACCGCCGAGCCGCGUCUCCCGCCCGCGUCGCUGACGGCGUGGGAGCGAGGGAUGCCGAUGGGGAAGAAAGGCGCUAUCCUGUGCGCGUGAGGCGAGCGCCUGAUCGUUUCGGACACUGAUGUGCCGUGAUUCUAUCCGGUAGAAACCGUGACUGAUUCAGUUAAUUUUGUUUUGUUAACUCUGACCAUUGACUCGU
Messenger RNA from Amphibalanus amphitrite, 836 nucleotides. RefSeq lists its product as uncharacterized. The record is from RefSeq and is a predicted model, not a curated record. Bases 8 to 730 code for a protein of 240 amino acids. NCBI's taxonomy places the organism in Eukaryota, Metazoa, Arthropoda, Thecostraca, Balanomorpha, Balanidae. Gene Ontology annotation, biological process: DNA integration. Gene Ontology annotation, molecular function: nucleic acid binding. The transcript has 2 exons.